Molecule: messenger RNA, 474 nt
Organism: Penicillium subrubescens
Lineage: Eukaryota; Fungi; Ascomycota; Eurotiomycetes; Eurotiales; Aspergillaceae
Product: nuclear transport factor 2 family protein
Exons: 2
Coding region: 1-474 (157 amino acids)
Source: RefSeq, a predicted model, not a curated record
AUGGCCGAUAUCAAACCUCCUUUCACCGAAGAGACGGCCAGAAAAAAGGUCAAGGCUGCUCAGAACAUGUGGAAUACCCAAGAUCCCACGAAAGUCGCGCAAGCCUACACCCCGACUUGUAUCUGGCGUAACCGGACCUUCUUCUUUUCGGGAACCGAUGCCAUUGUCGAGUUUCUGACGGCCAAAUGGAAGCGCGAGCAUAACUAUCGUCUGCGCAAGGAGCUGUUCGCUUUCCGGGAUGAUCGGAUCGCGGUCCAAUUUUGGUAUGAGUAUCAAGAUGCGGAUGAUGGAAUGCGGUGGAAGCGAUGCUAUGGCCUGGAGGAUUGGACCUUUGAUCGUGAGACAGGGAAGAUGUGCAAGCGUAUGAUGAGCGGCAAUGAUCUGCUUCUGGGCCCGGACGGGAAUGGUGAGGGGCGCUGGUUUGUUGACGGAGUCGAUGUAGAUACUGUCCCGAUCGGUCAGGAACAUUGGUGA